GGCAGGCCGAGCCAAUUAAAUCGCCGAGAACCAUGUGUUCCUGAUCAUUUUAGGUGACCGACCGACCCGCCGGUAACUCACGCUUUGGGUCCUUGUUACCUCCGUUCGGAAUCCGGAAACAAUGACCCAGCUGAUGCGAACACCUUCCCGAGCGUUCGGCGGGCCAAUCACAUCGAGGGCGCUCCUCAGGAAUGCUCGCGAGCCUCGAGAGCCACGGAGCGAGGCGCCACCCUAUUGUGCUGCCCAGGCUAGCCUCCCGAAGCUGCUGUCGCGCAGCGGAAGUUGCCCGAUCCCAUUCGGAAGGGCACUAAGCCUGGUGCGGUGCGCAGUUCGUCAGUGUCUUGCAAGCUUUGGGAGAUGUCGGCUAAAUCCCCCGCUUCCAGCGGUCGACAUAGGACGAUGCCCACCGUCUAUGCACAUACUUGCCCGUCCGACCUACCUCAUCCGAGCGGCGCGCAUCCCCCAUAUCUUCCAAUCUAUCAGCUUCUCGCGUUCCCCGACCUUCCUCAGUGUCAAGCCUUUGACAAAGCAAGAAGGGAGCCCAGGGAUCCCAGGGUUUCUCUUCGACGUCAAGGUCUCCCUUCGCACGUCAACAGACACGGACCACAGUGGACGUUGAAUUCACCGCCUCAUGCUGGAAGAUCCCAACUCAAGAUCGCGAUCGAUGAGCUCAAAUGCGCACGUGAGCGGUUGAACUUGGCGCGUGCCUUGGUCCGUGCACAAUCACGUGCGCCAUGUUGAACUUUCGCGGCAACGGCCGAGAGUUGUGCGGGGAUGUCCGCCUUGUCCGCUCAUGCAGUCAAGCCCCAUCUUAGCCUUCCCAUCGUAGUGCGAACGCACGGCAGGAUGCAUGAUGCAUGAUGG
Molecule: messenger RNA, 864 nt
Organism: Schizophyllum commune H4-8
Lineage: Eukaryota; Fungi; Basidiomycota; Agaricomycetes; Agaricales; Schizophyllaceae
Exons: 3
Coding region: 122-619 (165 amino acids)
Source: RefSeq, a predicted model, not a curated record